This is a messenger RNA of Arvicanthis niloticus (Nile rat), 1514 nucleotides long. The record is from RefSeq and is a predicted model, not a curated record. Lineage: Eukaryota; Metazoa; Chordata; Mammalia; Rodentia; Muridae.
GAAUUUGAAAAGGCGGCCCUGGAGAGGCGUGGGCGCCCCCCCAAGACGACUUCCACCUCGGACCCUGACUUCACGCCAUCACCAGCUGGCUCCCUGCGCUCCAGCUUGGGGCAACAGGGUCAGUCCAGCCGUCUGGGGCACUCCUAAUCGUCCUGCGGCUCCCGGGACCCUAGGUACCCGCGGGAGAGCCGUGCAAAAUGAAGCUAGUUUUGCUCUUACCAUGGGCGUGCUGCUGCUUGUGCGGGUCGGCGCUGGCCACCGGCUUCCUCUACCCCUUCCCGGCAGCAGCCCUGCAGCAGCACGGCUACCCAGAGCAGGGCGCGGGCUCCCCCGGCAACGGCUACUCGAGUCGCCGGCACUGGUGCCAUCACACGGUGACAAGGACAGUGUCCUGCCAGGUGCAGAACGGCUCCGAGACGGUGGUCCAGCGAGUCUACCAGAGCUGCCGGUGGCCUGGGCCCUGUGCCAACCUCGUGAGGACUCUCAUUAGACCGACCUACCGAGUUUCCUACCGCACGGUGACUGCGCUGGAGUGGAGGUGUUGCCCUGGAUUUACCGGAAGCAACUGUGAGGAGGAAUGUAUGAACUGUACCCGGCUUAGCGACAUGAGUGAGCGUCUGACCACGCUGGAGGCCAAGGUCCUCCUGCUGGAAGCAGCUGAGCAGCCUUCAAGUCCAGACAAUGACCUGCCACCCCCACAGAGCACCCCGCCCACCUGGAACGAGGACUUCCUGCCAGACGCAAUUCCGAUUGCACAUCCAGGGCCCCGGAGGAGAAGACCCACAGGUCCAGCUGGUCCUCCAGGACAGAUGGGACCACCUGGGCCAGCAGGGCCUCCAGGUUCUAAAGGUGACCGGGGCCAGACAGGAGAGAAGGGCCCAGUGGGACCUCCAGGUCUCUUGGGGCCACCAGGGCCACGUGGGCUUCCUGGAGAGAUGGGGCGCCCUGGUCCACCAGGCCCUCCUGGCCCAGCUGGCAGUCCUGGCCUCUUACCAAACAGUCCCCAAGGUGUCCUCUAUUCCCUGCAGACACCUACAGACAAGGAGAAUGGAGACUCCCAGCUGAACCCUGCUGUUGUGGACACAGUGCUGACUGGCAUCCCAGGUCCCCGGGGUCCCCCAGGCCCCCCUGGUCCCCCAGGACCACAUGGUCCCCCAGGACCACCAGGAGCACCUGGAUCCCAGGGCCUGGUGGAUGAGCAGGUUGUGGCAAGGCCAGCUGGUGAGCCCCGUGUGAAGGAAGAAGAGGACAAAGCCACCACGGCAGAGGGAGAAGGUGUGCAGCAGCUUCGUGAGGCCCUGAAGAUCCUGGCAGAGAGGGUCCUUAUCCUGGAACACAUGAUUGGAGUCCAUGAUCCCCUGGCCUCCCCUGAGGGGGGGUCUGGACAGGAUGCUGCCCUGAGAGCCAACCUCAAGAUGAAGCGAGGAGGCCCUCGACCUGAUGGCAUCCUGGCUGCCCUGCUGGGCCCUGACCCUGCACAAAAGAGUGCAGACCAGGCUGGCGACAAGAAGUAA